Diplodia corticola is the source of this 480-nucleotide messenger RNA. RefSeq names its product fad binding domain-containing protein. Lineage: Eukaryota; Fungi; Ascomycota; Dothideomycetes; Botryosphaeriales; Botryosphaeriaceae. The transcript has a single exon. The coding region runs from base 1 to 480 and encodes 159 amino acids. The record is from RefSeq and is a predicted model, not a curated record. Gene Ontology annotation, molecular function: flavin adenine dinucleotide binding.
AUGGCUCUGAACGGGCUCACUCAGUUGAACAUUCUGGAUGAAGGGCUUGUUGAACUUGGGCCUGGCAAUCUCUGGGAGAAGGCCUGCAACGCUCUUGGAGGGGUCGGAAGAUACAUGAUCGGCGGCCGGAUGAAGUCAAUCGGAGUGCCAGGUUUGUCCUCGAUUGGUGGAGUACACUGGUUCUCCAACAAAUACGGAGACGCCGUGGACAACGUCAUGAGCUAUGAUGUGGUCCUCGGCAGCGGCCUUCAGGUUGUGGCAUAUUGGCAUCUAUCUGCCGCACCAUUACUAAUGAGUCAGCUCACUUGCCAAAGCCGAGGAGCCGGGCGACCCGUGUACGCAGAAACAGGGCCGAUGUUAGUCACCAAGCUCAUGGCCAGCAGCCCCGUCAAGAACCACGUCAUCCAGCUGAAGGAGGUUCUGUUUCAGAAACGCCAAAGAAAGAGUUCGAUUACGGCGCUUCCUCCACGGUCGUCAUAG